AUGUCAAGCGGCAUUGAGGGAUGGGAAAGCGCUUGGCCCCUUCCCCCCAGCUGUGAGGAGCUCGCUCAGAGCUGGCGGAGUGUGGAGUGCCCCCCCCCCAUCCCUUCCUCCUGUCCCGGUGGGAGGCAGGAGCAGCCCCAGACCGAGGAAAAGCCACGCCACUUCCCCGCCCAGGGUGGCAGGCGGCACCGAGCGGGCAAGUUGCCAGCGGCCAGGAAUGUGAGGCUUUUGGUCCAAAGCCCUCCCGAUGUGGGCUCGGGUUGGCCGGCCAGUGGGAGGCACCAAGAGACAGGGGCACGGGGGGUGGGGCGGGCACCUGGGGGCCGGGGCUCGGAGCUUGCGGGGGUUCACCCACUUGUAGGUGCCCUCGUACUGGAAGCUCCCUCUCUUCAUCAGCUCUUCUGCCUCCGCGCGGUCUCGGCUGCGGUAGACAUAGGGGUCGGGCUGGGGCUUUUUCGCACGCAGAUCGCUGCUAUUGUGAAAACGCAGGAACUGAAAAACCGGGCAAACGUCGGCUUCUUUGAUUUGAACGAUGAACCUAGCAGUUUGGGACAAAGACUGUCACCGGAAACUGCUGAACUGAGUGUCAGUCCAGAUCCAUUUUCAAGUUCACUGUUUUUCCCUCCUCCUGCUUCUCCUCCUCCUGUGCCCCCUCAGCUUUCUUCUCCUCAGCGUCCGUGUUCACUCACACGACCAGAAACUAAUAAUACGUGUAACUCAGAUAACUCAGCAAGUGAAAUGAAAAGACAGGCCUCAGGUGAUAGUAAGACUAAUGACAGACAUCGUUUGAAAAACCAGGAAAAUAAAGAUGUUCCGAACACGUUGGACGUUCUGAAGGACAUGAACAAGGUUAAGCGCCGUGCUGUUGAACGGUCACCUGCUGGGAGACCCAUUCGUAGGAGGAAAAGACAAGAUUCACACCGGGAUCCAGUGUCUUUAAUAUCCCAUGCACUUAAGCAGAAAUUUGCAUUCCAAGAAGAUGAUUCCUUUGAGAAAGAAAAUAGGUCUGGGGAGUCUUCUCCAUUUUCUAGUCCAGAAACUUUGAGACUGAGCUAUAAUUAUGUAAAGUUAAUUUUUUAAGUUUUCAAAAGUAUAUUGUCCAUGGUAUAUCUUUGCCCUCAAGCUCUCUCGAAGUUCUUGUGCAGAAUGGGCCGUACAGUUAUUUGCUGGUACCGCCAACAUUUGUUAUUUCUGUUAACUUA
Hyaena hyaena (striped hyena) is the source of this 1202-nucleotide messenger RNA. RefSeq names its product mitochondrial fission regulator 2-like. Gene Ontology annotation, cellular component: mitochondrion. The transcript has 2 exons. Bases 1 to 1080 code for a protein of 359 amino acids. NCBI's taxonomy places the organism in Eukaryota, Metazoa, Chordata, Mammalia, Carnivora, Hyaenidae. Gene Ontology annotation, biological process: aerobic respiration; mitochondrial fission. The record is from RefSeq and is a predicted model, not a curated record.